AUCCAUUGAUAUUUUAUUACUGUUUUAUUUUGGCAGGUGUUUUUGUUGUUGUUGUUUUUAAAUGGAAAAUUCAUUCUUAAGUUUAUUGGGAAAGUUGAAAAAUGAAAGAAUGGUUAAGAAAAAGUUUUAAAAAGUGAGGAGAAAAUAUUUGCAUUAUCACACAGCAAAAUAUAUUAUAUUGCAACUCUUUAGUAACUAAAAUGGUAUGAUGCUAGAAGGAGAAUUAUGAACCAAAUCCAUGCAGAAAUGAGGAUCUGGUAUGUUACAAAGAUGGCAUUUCAGAUUAGUUGGAGGAAAGACAAAAUUAUUAAAGACGUGGCUUUUGGACAAUUAACUCGUUAUUUGAAAUAAAGUAAUUUAUCUCACCCUGCAUACAAAGAGAAACACAAGAUAGAUUAAAAGUUUAAUGUAAUAUAUAAAGUCCUAACAAUUGAAAAAAAAACUCAAAAGAAUUUUUUAAAAGGAAAGCAAAUGACCGAUUUGAGUACCUAGAAAUAAAAGCUUCUGCAGAAUGAGAGACGGUUAAAAGACAAAUGACAGAUUGGGAUAAACUAUUUAUAAUACACGCUUAACAGGGUCCUAAUGUCUGGUGCACGCACAGUCUCUACAGACCAAUGCAUAAAGCCAUCCAGUCCAGUGAGAAGCUGAACAAAUUAUAUGAUGGGUAAUUCAGAGAAGAAAUACAAGUAGCUAAUAAAUGUAAAAAGAUUACUCAGGCUCAGAAGGGAAUCAGGGAAAAUGCAAGUUAGAACAGCAAUGAGAACAAUUUUCUUUUUUUUUUUUUCAGAUGCCGUUUUGUAUCUGUCAGGCUGGGGGGAAAAUUGUCCUGGCAAAGAUGGGGGAAAGUAAGGUUCUUUCCAGCUCUGUUAAUAAGAAUGCAACUUAAUACAAUAUGAGGGGGUUUUUUUGGAGGGCAAUUCUGCAUUACUUAGCUCAAUUAAAAAUGCAUAAAUUCUUUGUCUUAUAAAUUUUAUAGAGGUUUCUACUCCAGGGAAGUAUUGGUAUACUUUGAUAAAGACAGAUCCACACUUUGUAGCAUAGGUUUGAACCAUUUUGAAUUAAUUUAUAUAUAUAUAUGGUGUACAGGAAGGGUCCAACUUCAUUUUUUUUGCAUGUGGCUAUCCAGUUUUCCCAGCACCAUUUAUUGAAGAAACUGUCCUGUCAUCAUUGAAUCUCAGCACCCUUGUCGUUUGAUUUUUUUCAGCGAUUCCAUUAUUCUAAUAAUAAUGCCUUUUCCCUCCCCAAUAAACAUUAAUCUGAAAAUUUCAUCUGUACAGAGUUGAAACUUGGGAGGGCAGUAAGUGUAUGUAGGUGGUGGGAUAGGUGGCUAUGUGAUUGCAUUCCUUGUGUUUAUUUAAAAUACUGAUCAGGCAAUUUUUAUUUUACUUUAUUAUUUUUUUUUUUUAGGCAGGGCUAAGCUUUAACGUGAGUGAUUCAAGCUCAAGCCUAGAGCAUCAUCAGUUAUGCUCCCUAGAACGAGCAAUGGGUGUUUGGUCACAGACCCGAAAGUUCUUACUUCUAAGAAGGGCCUUUUCUGUGCUAGGAAAUUCUAUUUCUAUGCUGACUCUGAGCCUGGGAGUUUGGAAACAAGAGUUUAUUGAGUUCUUUUUUUUUUAAACCUCAUCUGAGGAUAUGUUUAUUGAUUCUAAAGAGAGAGGAAGGGAAGUGGGAGAGAGAGAGAGAAACAUUGAUCAGUUGCUUCCGGUAUUUGCCCUGACCCAGGACCAAAUGCAAAACCCUUUUGGUGUACAGGACAGUGUUCCAGCCAACUGAGCAACUCAGCAGGGGCUUCAGUUCCUUUUAUUAGGACCACCAUCCAGCCUCUUCCUCACAUCUUCCCUCUGCGACUCCACCCUUCCCUUUCUCCUCUCUGCUGUCCCUUUUCACUCUUGGUCCCUCCUGGGAUCCCAUCCCAAUCAGAAGGGCUAUUCCAAGGCUGCUAGAAACGUUCACCACAUGGUAUUUUUUCCCAGUGACGGCUUUAUCUCUCUGGGCAGUUAAAUAGUGUUUUCACCCGCUGCUAUCUGCUUGUGAAUUAGAGGUGGAAACUCUGGGGUAAGAGGUUAAGACUUGUUUAAGCCCUGGGAGACAAAGUCAGUAGUGGGGUUAGAAUGGGACUUUAAAAAUUCUUAGCAAAGAUUAAGAAUUUCUCUGCCUGGCGUCAGUUCUAAGGAUUGUGCUUCUAGAUAAGAGCUAAAGAUGGGGAAAGGGAAGUUGCUUUUUCCUUUGUCAUCCCUGGGCAAGGACUGACCAACCAGGGAGCACUGAAGGGGAGGAAAUGGAAAAUGCCUAACGUGGUUGCUUGCUUUUAGAGGCUCUGUCAUGUGGAAAGACCACUGGCCUGAUGGCCUGAGCAUGGGUCCUGCUCUUGACCCUGUGGCUAACCCACGGUGUGCACUUUGCCUUCACUUAAUCGCUUCAGCCAUCAUAAUACCUCUAUUAUGGGAUAAUUGAACUAAAUCAUCUUUAAUGUUGUCUUUUCUACGUGCCGUGUAUUUUGAGGGCGCGUUUGAUAGUCGCAGGUUAGAAGGUGCCUGGUUUUAGCACUUAGGGCUAGUGUCGUCUUCUCUUGCUCCCACCCUCAGCCCUAUCCCUUAUUCACGGUGUGUGCUUAUAUUUCUUCAUAGACUCUCAUGGGGUUUGUCUUUUGCACGCCCUACAGGAAGAAGGCGGAAUAAAUAAUCAAGACACACAUAUGCAUAUAUGAAAGGGUCAGGCAAGCACUCCCUUCUGUGCUUAAUUCCUGGUUUCUCAGGGAAUGUCACAAGCGGAGUCCCUAACACUCGGAGGCAGAGGCUUUGACUAGACAAGACUGUUAAGACGGCUAUGCCACUGAAACUAACCAGUCAGUUCAGUGAACUAGUCAAUUGAAAUUCUGAUGGAAUGACUUGUUUUCCAGAUGGCCUAGAUAAUUAGUCAUCUCACCCUGGGCAGGUUUGUGCUAGCAGUUUGUACUGCUCUAGAUUUUAGUAAGUUUAAUAUUGGGGAAAAUCAGAGCUCAGAGAGCUCUCACUCUUGCUGUGCAAUGAUGGAUGAUACCAAGUCCCCCUAGCAUGUGUCAUUCUUUAGCCUGAAGACUUCCAGGUGAGUAUACCUUUCACCCUCGUGGCUGCCCUACCUCUGGCCACACGUGGGGCCACCCAGGUGUUCUCCACAUGAAAUAUAACCAGUGUUAUGCCCAAAGCUACCACUUCCUAGCCAUUCAGAAACAACAAACAACACGUUAAUGUAUAGACAGAGGAUAUUUAAACCUUUAUCUCGGAAGACCAAGGUUCAGGAUCACAGAGCCAGGAUCUGGCAAAAUAAGAGUUCCGGUCACAAAUGCAUAUGUGAUGCAUUUUGACAUGUACUGCUAAGAUGACAUGCAGAAAUGAAAGCCACACACCUGUUUUAGUAUUCUCAGAUGUGAUUAGAUGUACUUUAUCAUGUCUUUAUGCUGCUGACCUAUAAGAAAAAAACAAAACACUAAAAAAGGGUAACUACAGCUAGGACCUGCAACCUCGAUGCUUCUGGGAUGACCUGGGACAUGACAAGGAGAGAUUUUAUUACAGCACAUUCACACCUCAUCUGAGCCCUCAGCCUGGAUUCAUACACGUUUCCUUCAUUGGCAGUUGUCACCAGACACUUUGCCUUCCAGGAUGGCAGACAGUCUCCCUACAGAGUUUGAUGUGGUUGUUAUAGGGACAGGUUUGCCUGAAUCCAUCCUUGCAGCUGCGUGUUCAAGAAGUGGUCAGAGAGUUCUACAUGUUGAUUCGAGAAGUUACUAUGGAGGAAACUGGGCUAGUUUCACCUUUUCAGGAUUGCUCUCCUGGUUGAAGGAGUGUCAGCAAAACAGUGACACAGGGGACGAAAGUACUGCUGCAUGGCAAGACCUGAUCCAUGAGACAGAAGAAGCCAUCACUCUUUGUGGGAAGAAUGAAACCAUACAGCACCCAGAAGUGUUCUGUUAUGCCAGUGAGGAUGACAAUAUUGAAGAGAUUGAUGCUUUGCAGAAAAAUCCUUCCUUGGUAGCAUCUAGUACCCCUAGUAAACCUCUGGAUUCUGCAUGCCUACCUGAAGAAGCACAUUCAUAUGUUACUAGCCAUGAAAUGCCUGCCAAAGACACUCCAACACAUGAUGGAGAAAGUUUACCAGAAGCAACUGAUAUAGCGGAAACUCAGGAGAAAGAAAAAUAUUGUGGAGAUACUAUUUCUAUACCCACAGUUUCAGAUGGAGAUAAAGAUGAAAACAAACCUGUGGUAGAAGACAACACUGUUCACCCAAAGAAAAAUAGGAUUACUUACCCUCAAAUAGUAAAAGAAGGCAGGAGGUUUAAUAUUGACUUGGUAUCAAAGCUUCUGUAUUCUCAAGGAUCGCUAAUUGAUCUUUUAAUCAAAUCCAAUGUUAGUCGUUAUGCUGAAUUUAAAAGUGUCACUAGGAUCCUUGCGUUUCGAGAAGGGAAGGUAGAGCAGGUGCCUUGUUCCAGAGCAGAUGUCUUUAAUAGCAAAGAGCUCACUAUGGUGGAAAAGAGAAUGCUAAUGAAGUUUCUUACAUUUUGCUUAGACUACGAACAACAUCCUGAUGAGUACCAGGAUUUUAUGCAGUGUCCCUUUUCAGAGUACUUAAAAACUAAAAAGCUAACCCCCAACCUCCAGCAUUUUGUCCUGCACUCAAUCGCAAUGACAGAGUCGUCCUGCUCCACAAUAGAUGGCCUGAAAGCAACACAACACUUCCUCCAGUGUCUUGGGCGGUACGGCAACACUCCGUUUUUGUUUCCCUUGUAUGGCCAAGGAGAAAUCCCCCAGUGUUUCUGCAGGAUGUGUGCAGUUUUUGGUGGAAUCUAUUGCCUUCGCCAUAAAGUACAAUGCCUUGUAGUUGACAAAGAAUCUGGGAGAUGUAAAGCAAUUAUAGAUCACUUCGGUCAGAGAAUAAAUGCUAAGCAUUUUAUUGUGGAGGAUAGUUUCCUUCCCAAGGACACAUGCUCAGAUGCGCAGUAUAAGCAGGUCUCCAGGGCAGUGCUCAUUACAGAUCAUUCCGUGCUAAAGGCAGAUUCAGAUCAGCAGAUCUCCAUUCUCACAGUGCCUCCAGCGGAACCAGGAGCGAGCGCCAUUCGGGUUAUUGAGUUAUGUUCCUCAACCAUGACAUGCAUGAAAGGCACCUACCUGGUACAUCUGACCUGUUUGUCAUCUAAAACAGCAAGAGAAGACUUAGAACCGGUGGUGGAGAAACUGUUCAUCCCUUAUGCUGAGGCAGAAAUAGGCAACGAAGAACUUGCAAAGCCAAGACUCUUGUGGGCGCUUUAUUUUAACAUGAGAGAUUCCUCGGGGGUCAGCAGGAGCUCCUAUAAGGGCUUACCUGCCAACAUCUAUGUCUGCUCUGGGCCUGACUGUGGACUGGGGAGUGAGCAUGCGGUCAAGCAAGCUGAAGCUCUUUUCCACGAGAUCCUUCCAGGUGAAGACUUCUGCCCCCCACCUCCAAACCCAGAAGACAUUAUCUUUGACGGUGGUGAUAAGCAGCCAGAGGCUCCUGGAACCAAUACUAUCAUAAUGGCCAAACCAGAGUCCUCUGAAGGAAGCAAAAACCUAGAAAGCCCAGAGAAGCACCUUCAAAAUUAGAGGGGAAAAAGGGAAACUGGAAAUGCUACUUUGGGCCUUCCCCUUAGCAUCAGAAUAUCUCAUUUAAAGGACAGUUUCCUAGAUGAGCAAUGAGAAGUGCUUGUAUGAUGGUGCUGUGCAGGUGCUGACUUUAAUGCUGUUUCAGACAUUCAGUCAUUGAGUGUCUUUGUUAACCUAUCAUUAACGGAUUUCUUAGUUAUUGGACUGUUUUUUGUUUGUUCCAGAAUGUUCCAUGAACCAGAAUUUUAAACAGGGUUAGCUUUAGCUUAGUAUUGGGUAUAUAUGUAAGGGUUCCAUAUUAGCAACUCUGCUUAAAGGAAGGUAAUACUGUAUUUGCCGAUGAUCUUCAGAUUUUUUUCUCUACAAUGACAAUGUCUAAGGAGUAUUGUACUUUCCAGCUAUUAAAUUUGCACCUCUGAGUAAAACACACACAACAAAUUAUGUGGGUCUUUUGUAUAUAAUAUAGACAUAUUUAUGGUAGCAAUAGCAAUUAAUACAAGUGCCAAUAUAAAAUACAUUUGUCUAAUGAAAAGAUUAGCUUUGCAUGAUCCUUUAUUGUGAAGGUCUGAUGUUUACAGUAUGUCUUACUGUUGAAUUCUACUGGACCCCUGUAACCCAGGAGGCAAGGUUGCCACCACAAUCUCCUACAUUAGAAACAGUGCCAGAGAGUUCGGUUACUUGUCAAAGAGCUCAUUCCUAGGAGGUUCAGUCACGGAAAAUCUAGGGGAUAAGAUUAGUUCUGAUUUAAUACUUCAGAAAAUUUCUGCAGACCCCUGCUCUGGCACCUAAAAGAAAAGAAUUUCCGACCAGUAACUCAGGCAAAAAGAAAAAAUAAACUUGCCCCAGGAAACAGAUACUUCAGAAUGACUGUUGUGAAAUUCCCAAGGAGAAACCUUGUGUGUCCAUUUUAACCUGGGGUUGAUUUGCCCAGCUUUCAACCACAGGAAUUAGCAGCACUAACUGCAACUGACAGGAACAAAUGUAAGAAGAAUUUGCCACGUCCCUUGGGUUGUGCCCACCCCAACUACCUUCAUAAUCGCUCUGCCUCUUGACUGGGAUCUAUCUAGAAGGUUGAAAUACAUGUUUUUCCAGAACCACCAGAAGUCAUAAAGCUGUUAGUCCAGUGGUGAAAGCCUGUGGAGCUGUCAGAAGAGGUCAACUCUCUUAGUCCCAUUGCAUUCCUCAGUCAGAGGAUGGGAAUUCUGUAGGGAGAGAGCCCUGCAGGGACAGUUUCUGUUAAAUGAGCCUUUACUCUGUGCUGGGCAUUUACAUGCUCUCUCAUUACGGCUGCUCAGCCCUGAGAGGCGGGUGUCAUUGGAUCCAUUUUCAAAGAGGAAAUCAAGAUUUCAUUCCUCAUUUGCUCAGAGCCUGGUGUGUGGAAGAGCCAGCAUUGGGAUCCAGGCUUUCGUGAUUUCAAAGUCUUUCCACGAACGUCGACUUCGAAGAGCGCAGGCGCUGUAGAAGGAGUGCUGCUCAGGAAAGUCAGCCUAGUUUUGCUGGUGAGUAAAAGGAGACAGGAAUUGGUCUCCAAGCUCAUCACUGAAUCAGAAAGGCGGGAAGAUUAGGAGUAAUUAAAAAUAAAUUUAGCUUAGAGCUGUGGACCUCACUGAGACAGAAUUUGGCUAAGUUUUGACAAAAUAGUGCUUUUUAAUAACGUAUCUUUUGAUCUGAACAUCGUGUCAUAAAACAAUACAGAUGUACUAAGCCAAAAAAAUGCUCUGAAUAGUCUUUGCUGCUCCCAUGUAUGAGGAAAAUGGAAGGAGAAAGACUUAACUAAUUUACACCUUCAGAAGUCAUAAAAUGGUAUUUUGCUAUGUCGAAAACCAUCUAAAAAUAUUAAUAAAAGUCCACCAUUAAAAAUCCAAAUGGUGGAUCCUAAUGUUUAAAUCCAGCCAAAAUGCCUGAAAUAGACCUAAAACUUAGUCAUUAAAAUGAAAAAGUAUUUAAGAUGAUAAAUGAGAUGGAGGUGAAGGUCAUCCAGACCUUUUGAAAAAAUUUUGGUUUCCACACAAAUAUUAUAAGAAUGUGAGGAAAGGAACAAUGAAUUCCAAAAGAUGACAGAGACAGACAUAAUCAAAACAGGAAAAAAGUGUUAAACAAAUCCAAGAUAAAGGUGAUUUUGAAAACUAACAAAAUGAGUAUGCUACUUUCUACUUGGAUGUAAAAUAAAUCGGAAGUGAGAGAAGUAACCAAUACAAAGCCUUGGAAAACUAGGCAGUGUUAUAACCUGUAAUUUCCUGAUGAGUUGGAAACCUACCCUAAUGGGCCUAUUGGUGUAGCUUUCAAAUGUUCAAAGAAUAAAUAUCUCUGUGUCCUGAAAGACCAUAGGCUGAUAUUUGCAUUUUGAAAAGGAUUUCGUUCUGAAUACAUGCAAAAUAUUGCCAAGUAAUAACAAAGUGCAGGCAUCCCUCAUUUCAUUGCGCUUCUCUUUAUGGCGCUCUCUAGAGGUUGUGGUUUUUUUUUUCCAAUUGAAAGUAAGACCCUCCACUGGCAAAAAGAUUAUGACCUGCAUUUUUUAGCAAUGAAAUAUUUCUGUAGACAUGCUAUGCACACUUAAUAGACUACAGUGUAGUGUAAACAUAACUUACAUGCACCAGAAAACCAAAAAAUUUGUGUGACUUCACUUUAUCACUAUACUCGCUUUAUUGUAUAACCGAAAUCUGUGGGGUAUGCCUGUAACUAGUCACUAUGACUCAGGAUUAUAAGGCCAGUGUUCAACAGGGCAAAAUAGUAAAAAAUUCAAGCUGUUAAAUACAGGUUACUUUAAACAUCUGAAUAACAUUUAUCAUUCAUCUUAGUUUUAAUUAUCUCCGGUAAUGCUUUUGUUGGUUUCUCAUAGUGUGAUAAGUAAUUACUUAAAACCAAGAACUAGCAUUUCUACUGGGAAAAUAUAUAUGAAAUAUUUCUCAAGCAGAAAUCAAACAGUCUUGACACCGUUUUUACUUAUAUGUGGUUGAAGGAGCUUGUAAUAAAACCUUAAUGCGCAUUCACAAAAUGAGAAAGACAAGGAAAGAAAAUAUUUUCUAUGACAUGGAUUUGUAACUAGUGAACCCAAUAAUAUAUAAACUGACAAUAAAAGACUAUAAUUAAGGAAGUCGCAGGAUAUACAAUCUUUAAGAAUUUCAUUUCUAGAUUCCAACAGUGACAAACUAAAAUUUAAAAAGUGUUUGGAUAUUAAUAUAUAUGAGCCAUCUAAAGAAAGUUAUACAACUCUAUUGGGAUAAAUUAAGAAAGAUAGAAGCAGGUGGAGGGAAAUAGGGAGUCCAAAAACCAAAAUUAGAGUCCUCACCUCACUAAUUACCGGUUGUAUGGUCUUGGGAAAAUCACUCCUAGCUUCUCUUUCAGCAUCUAUAAAAUAGAAGUAAUACUUCACAGAAUUAUUCUGAGGAUUAAGUUAAUGUACAUGAAAUAUCUAAAAAAGGAAAGGCAAUAGGUGACGUUAGGAUGCAGGAUUUACCUCAUUGCCACUUAACAUUCCAAGUGGAUGCUUUAGAUAAUAUGACAGAAUUGUGAUAAAUUAUGUAGGAAAAUAAACAGGCAAACUUAGGGGAAAAAUGGGAGUCAUACUUCAAAUCCUUAAAAUGUGCUAUUAAACAACCUUUCUAAAUAUACUAUGCACUGAGUAGAAAGUUUAACAGACUAAUAAGCCAAUUGGAAAGAAGGAAAUGCAUGACUGCCGGUAGAAAGACAAGCUGGAUGUCAGUAUAAAAAAAAAUUACACCCACAUUAUAUAAUAACUUCAUUCCAGAUGAAUUAAAAUGUUAAGUAUCAAGGUUAAAAAAGGCACUACAAUUCUCAUCCCAAUAACAGUAGAAAAAAAAACUUUAUUGCACUGAAAAUCAUUAUUGACUGGUAGAUGAGAUUAACUAAAACAAAAUGGAAAAUAUACUAAAUAAGAAAACUGAAGAAGAGAUGGGAUUUUAAAAAGCUACGUGCAUUAUAUAUGAAUCAAGUGCUUAAUAUCUUUUAAAAGGGAGGUGCAAAUCCAUCAGGUUUUCUACUCUUUACUAGGCAAAUUUAUUGAAAGAAUUGAUUCAAAUGAGAAAAUACAAAUAAAAGUAAAUUCUUAGGAUGAUAUUCAGAUCUCCUAAUAUAAAACAAUGCAAAUUGAAACAACUUUGACCUAGUUCAUGCUAUAGCAAAAGUGUUUCAACUGCAUGUUCCUAAUACCAGUAGCAUUGUUAUAUCAGUAGUUUUUUAAGAGAACUAUUUAGAAAAAUAUAAGAGAUCUAUAACCAGUCUCUCUUUUGAUAGAUCUAACUCACUUGAGAAGCAUAUGUAAACUACUUGCAUAAAGAUAUUUCUAGUACUUCCAUUCAUUUAAGUUGUUUUUUAAAAAGCCAAGUAAUUGGGAAAUGUCUAAAUACGAUUUUGUGUAUUGCUAUUGCUAUCAAAAACUGUUAUGUAGCCAUUAAAUGAUAUUCAUAUAUGUAAAAUUGUAUGGGAAAAUGUUUAAAUGAGACUCAAAAGUGUUAGAACAUAAAUUAUAUUUACUGAUUAUAUUUAUGUACCUUGAAAAGGAUCAGAAGAAAACAAUAUUGGAAUUUAACAGUAAGAGGUUAUUUUUUUUUUCUGUAAGAUACUGAUGUGUGCAAUGAAAAAUAAAAGAUUAAUUGUGUAAUGGUG
Messenger RNA from Miniopterus natalensis, 10220 nucleotides. RefSeq names its product CHM like Rab escort protein (gene CHML). Gene Ontology annotation, molecular function: GDP-dissociation inhibitor activity. Gene Ontology annotation, cellular component: cytosol; nucleus; Rab-protein geranylgeranyltransferase complex. NCBI's taxonomy places the organism in Eukaryota, Metazoa, Chordata, Mammalia, Chiroptera, Miniopteridae. The record is from RefSeq and is a predicted model, not a curated record. Gene Ontology annotation, biological process: vesicle-mediated transport; protein geranylgeranylation; intracellular protein transport.